AUGAGAUUAGGGAAUCAGAUUUCUGUGAUACUAGCACUACUAAGUGUGUGGUUUUCCGUUGUAACUGCUGCUGUACAGGAAAGUCUUCUCCAGGAAGCCCAGAAGAACUCGAAUAAAGUGAUUACUUUGACAAAUGAGAACUAUCAGAAUGUCCUGGGGGGGCCUCGUGACAGUUAUAUCCUGGCUCUAUUGACUUCGACGGCUCCUGAAGUUAACUGUGUAACCUGUAUUGAAUUAGAGUCUGAGUACAAGACAAUUGCCAAUUCAUGGUUUGCAGACCACCCAGACGGUGUCUCAGGCUCGAAAUCGUUGUACUUUGCCAAGGCUAAUAUUGAAACAACUCAAUUUAUCUUGGAUGUAUUCACUGUAUUGGGAAUAGAGCAAGUUCCUCGUCUUUUACUAUUCAGCCCUGGUGGAGAUAUUAAGGAUUUCGAGCUACUUGACAUCCCGCUAGCGAGUGGUAUGGAGCGUGUAUUCUCUAUCAUUACAGCUGUCAAAAGUCAAACUGGAAUCAAUGACUACUUUAUUCAUGAACCCAUCGAUUGGUCAUCAUUCUUUAUUACUGGUUUUACUACUUUCGCUGUCAUCUUCUUACUCAGGAAAAACCAAAAGAUAGCUGUCAGUUUUUUAACGUCAAGAAUCACUUGGGCUUUAAUUUCUGUAGCUUUCAUUAUCUUAAUGCUCGGUGGAUCUAUGUUCAAUAAAAUGAGAGGCCAACCAUUAGCAGGUCAAGGUAAAAAUGGUGAAAUAGUAUACUUCCUUGCAGGUGACUUCCAGAAUCAAUUUGCUAUUGAAACUCAAGUUAUCGUGGUUCUCUACGGUAUCUUAACAUCAGUCGUCGUCUUUUUGGUCCUUGCCGUCCCAAAAAUCAGUUCGUAUUAUUCCAACAGUGCUCGUCGUACUACCGUCGUCGCAUUAGCUGCUAUCAGUUCCACUAUUAUCCUCUACAUGUUUUUUUCUGCUCUAACUGGUAUCUUCAAAAUUAAAAGUGCCAGUUAUCCUUUCACUUUGAUGAAAUUGACAUCUUUUUUCAGUUAA
Kazachstania africana CBS 2517 is the source of this 1038-nucleotide messenger RNA. It is a transcript of the gene OST3, whose product is annotated as dolichyl-diphosphooligosaccharide--protein glycotransferase OST3. The transcript has a single exon. The coding region runs from base 1 to 1038 and encodes 345 amino acids. NCBI's taxonomy places the organism in Eukaryota, Fungi, Ascomycota, Saccharomycetes, Saccharomycetales, Saccharomycetaceae. Gene Ontology annotation, cellular component: oligosaccharyltransferase complex. The record is from RefSeq and is a predicted model, not a curated record.